AUGGCUCCGAAUUCGGUUCGGACCCACAAGAAUGCGGCGUCGGUUCGGGUAUCCGGGCUCUCAUUCCGGGGAAUCAUGUCCAGAUUCAGAUACUCCGCCGGCCUUUUGGCGAUCGCUGUCGCGCUUUUACUCUCUGUCUCAUUUUUCUUCGCCGCCUCAUCGAAUCACGCCGAUCCCAAAUUUGGAUUCUCGUUGGGUUCUUCUGAAUCCCAGCCGUCAUCUCUUCGUAGAUCAAUUUUAGCAUUAAAAUCAGAUCCUUUGAAGCCACGGUUGGAUCAGAUCCGGAAACAAGCAGACGACCACAGAAAUCUAGCUUUGGCUUAUGCUGCCUAUGCUCGGAAGCUGAAGCUUGAAAACUCAAAGAUCGUGAGGAUUUUCGCAGAACUGUCUCAGAAUUUCACUGACCUAAUCUCGAGACCUUCGCACCGAGCAUUGUUUGAUUUAGAUGCAAACUCAAUUGAUGAGUCUGUGCUGAGACGUUUCGAGAAGGAGGUGAAAGAACGAAUUAAGCUAACCCGACAAGUCAUUGCUGAGGCCAAAGAAUCCUUCGACAACCAACUGAAAAUUCACAAGUUGAAGGACACCAUCUUUGCUCUGAACGAACAGCUCACGAAAGCCAAAAAGCAGGGCGCUUUUUCGAGCUUGAUUGCAGCCAAGUCAAUUCCCAAGAGCCUGCACUGCUUGGCUUUGAGGUUGAUGGAGGAAAGAAUUGCUCAUCCUGAGAAGUACUCAGAUGAAGGGAACCCGCCUAAACCCGAGAUUGAGGAUCCAAAGCUUUAUCAUUAUGCAAUAUUUUCUGAUAAUGUGAUAGCAGCCUCGGUUGUGGUGAACUCGGCUGUUAAAAACACAAAGGAGCCUUGGAAGCACGUGUUUCAUGUUGUGACUGAUAAGAUGAAUCUGGGGGCCAUGCAGGUGAUGUUUAAGAUAAGGGACUACAGUGGUGCCCAUAUUGAGGUGAAGGCUGUGGAGGAUUAUAAGUUUCUCAACUCCUCAUAUGUUCCGGUGCUGAAACAGCUUGAGUCUGCUAAGCUGCAGCAGUUUUACUUUGAGAAUAAGCUAGAAAAUGCAACAAAGGAUACAACAAAUAUGAAGUUCAGGAACCCAAAGUAUCUCUCGAUUUUGAACCAUCUCAGGUUCUAUUUGCCGGAAAUGUAUCCUAAGCUGCACAAGAUUCUGUUUUUGGAUGAUGAUAUUGUUGUUCAGAGAGACUUGACGGGGCUGUGGAAGAUAGAUAUGGAUGGGAAGGUGAAUGGUGCUGUCGAGACGUGUUUUGGGUCUUUUCACCGAUAUGCACAAUAUAUGAAUUUCUCACACCCUCUCAUCAAAGCCAAGUUUAGUCCCAAGGCUUGUGCAUGGGCUUACGGUAUGAAUUUCUUUGAUUUGGAUGCUUGGAGGAGGGAGAAGUGCACUGAGGAGUAUCACUACUGGCAGAAUCUGAAUGAGAAUCGGACGCUGUGGAAAUUGGGGACCCUGCCGCCAGGUCUGAUCACCUACUACUCCACGACCAAGCCACUAGACAAGUCUUGGCACGUUUUGGGGCUCGGUUAUAACCCGAGCAUAAGCAUGGAUGAGAUCAACAAUGCUGCUGUCAUACACUUCAAUGGAAAUAUGAAGCCAUGGCUCGAUAUUGCUAUCUCCCAGUUCCGCCCGCUCUGGACUAAAUAUGUCGACUAUGAAAACGAGUAUGUGCAGACCUGCAAUUUUGGGCUAUGA
Striga hermonthica is the source of this 1713-nucleotide messenger RNA. Lineage: Eukaryota; Viridiplantae; Streptophyta; Magnoliopsida; Lamiales; Orobanchaceae. The record is from the annotation of a GenBank genome assembly.